Molecule: messenger RNA, 1322 nt
Organism: Glossina fuscipes
Lineage: Eukaryota; Metazoa; Arthropoda; Insecta; Diptera; Glossinidae
Product: solute carrier family 35 member G1
Exons: 3
Coding region: 245-1297 (350 amino acids)
Cellular component (GO): membrane
Source: RefSeq, a predicted model, not a curated record
ACUGCAUUUUAUCAAAACCUAAACUCAAUAAUCAAAUAAAAUUAAGAAGAUUUCUUUGAUUUUUAACGAAGGAAUAUUAUUCAAUCAAAAACUAUACAAGAAAUAAACGUAUGCAACUCUUAAAAUUCUCCCUGAGAAGAAAAUAUAACAGCCAAGAGUUAUUAAAGGCAACAGCAAAGGAAAAACAAUCGAUUUUUCAAAGUCACAUUUUUAGGAACGUUUACAAAAUGUUGUAGGUGUAAAUAUGCCAGAAAAUUUAGAAUUACAUCAAUUUGUAGACGGUUUUCGUCGCGGCGAAACGUCGACAAAACGUUUAUUAACACGUUGGAAAUCGCAAAUGAAUUGCCCGUAUUUAGGUAUAAUACUGGCAACUUUAUCAUCCUUGUUCUUCUCAUUGUGCUCUGUGAUAGUUAAGGGUUUAGUAGAUGUAAAUCCGAUGGAAUUAGCAUCCUUUAGAUUUGUUGGAGUCUUAUUGCCCGCCAUACCUAUUGUUGUGUAUAAUCGUCAGCCGGUAUUUCCAGCCGGUAAACGUGUCAUUUUACUGUUGCGUUGUUUUAUGGGCACUACUGGCCUUAUGCUUAGCUUUUACGCGUUUCGACAUAUGCCUUUGGCUGACGCCAGUGUGAUUAUAUUUUCAACACCAGUUUUCGUGGCGAUUUUUGCUCGAGUAUUCCUAAAAGAACAGUGCAGCAUCUUUAAUGUGAUUACAAUAGUUUUAACUUUGGUGGGCGUAGUGUUAAUAACUCGACCCCCUUUUGUAUUUGGCGAGACAUCAGCCUCCGCUCUAGAAAGCGAACGUUAUGCUGGCAAAAAUUAUGACAUCUGGGGCCCGGUGGCUGCCAUAUCGUCCACUUUAUUCGGUGCUAAUGUUUAUAUAUUACUAAGAGCUUUAAAAGGUUUACACUUUUCCGUCAUUAUGACUAACUUCGGUGCUUUCGCCUUAAUCUACACUUUAAUAGUAUGCGGUUCGAUUGGCGCCAUUUGUUGGCCAGCUUGUGGUCAUGAUAGAUGGCUCGUUGUUGUAUUGGGUAUAUUUAGCUUCUUAGGACAAAUUCUUUUAACAUUAUCUUUACAAAUGGAACAAGCCGGCCCCGUCGCUAUAGCUCGUUGCGCCGACAUCGUUUUUGCCUUUAUAUGGCAAAUUAUGUUUUUUGGUGAAACACCUACCGGUUAUUCCUUGCUGGGUGCUGUUUUAGUAGUUAGUUCCGUUAUAUUAACAGCCCUUAAAAAAUGGGCUCUUUCUUUGCCACGUGAUUCGAUGGUGCGCAAACGUUUACGCUAUUUAAUCAUGGAUUAAAUCGUUUAAAUUAAAGCAAAAAACG